UCAUGUCAUGUAUAGUACUAGUUGUUUCUUUAGUGAAGAAUAUAUGACUCUUUUGUCAAUAUGGAUUUGAAUCAUUCACAUUGGAGCUCACUGCUUGAAAGUAUCAGAUCGGUGAUUCCAUCCAUCGAUUCAGACACUUCGUCAAUAAGUGAAUCUGAGAACGGAGAAGACACAGCCAUAUUUCGCAGACCCACAGCACUUCUCCCUCAAAACACAGAGGAUUUGGAGGAGUUCCUCUCAGCGUCAUGUCAAGACAGUGACGUUUUAGAGGUGUCACAGUAUCGGACGGAGAACACCUUGUGUGAUCAGGUAGAGCCUACGAAUGAAACUCUUGGAGCUCGUGAAGCUACAAAUUCAACCCAAGAGGGAACAAUGCAGCCCACAAGCAACCCUGGUAUUGAGAAACCUGGAUUUCACAUCGAUUACGCUAUUAAAUCAUCUCAGACAGACAGACAAUGGUCUUGUUAUUCUACAAUGGAGAUGAAAGAACACCAAGACUAUACAUGUUUGAACAAAAAGCAUACAACAAAUGCAUACAUCACUGGACCAGUCACAUUAGAAACAGUUGGUACUUUGCCAACAUUGGGGAGAAAAGCAACCAAUUCUGAUAAAUGUCUGGAAAAUAGUAAAACUGAUGACGGUUUUCCCAUGCUGUCUUUAAUGCCACUGGAACAAUGGGAUCUGGAUCAGGUCCUCCAGACUCUUCAAAAGGACGAAUUCUUCAUUCAAGGCAGUAUGUCAGGUGAUCAUAUAACAGCAGGUGAUAACACUGAAGGGACACUCAAACGCACUUCUCAGGAGAGCAUUAUGGAAAGAUUGGAUGAUUUCUGUAAGAAACAGUUACAUGAAGAAAUAGAAGUAAAAGAAAAAACAGCAAUGAUGAAAAAGGUUUCUGUGCCUCAAUUAAAUAUUUCCCAGAAUCCCACUGAUUUCAGUCAGAAGGUUGGACAGAGAAAAUCAUCUCAAACGAUGGCAGCAGAGCUGCAAUUCAGCCGCCAGGAAUCACCAACUGUAUAUAUUGACUUGCGUUGUUGUCCCGUAUCUGCCUUGAAGACAACAAGAACAUCAAAUUUCAGUAAACCUACCAUUCCAAUCUUAAAUAACACAAAAUCGCCUGAAGAGAAAGCCCUCAAUAACAGGCUUUCCGGAUCCAUCCGUGAGAGAAGGGAAAGAACUGGAAAGAGUAUGUUACUCCAACGAGUACGAGAGGCAAAUAGACAAAUAAUUGAAUCAGACAGAAAACGCUCAGCACCGGUAGAGGAUAAAGGAGGAUCCAUUGGAUGUGAGAGCUGUUGUGAAAAUGUGCCAAGGCGCAAAGCUCCUCCAAACGUUUUACUGCCAAAUGUGAACAGCCAAUCCCCAGCAUUACAGGGUGACAAAAACAGACCACUAAUUGCGAGAGCACCCACUGCUCAGCAGACAUCAACCACAAAACAGCCAAAACCUCAAAAUGACCAGCAACGGAAAGAGCAGUUGAAGCAGAAAUUGCAGCACAGACAGCGUCAUCAGCUCCAGAAGAAAAUUGAAUGCCACAAACCGAGGAGAUCUGUCAAUGACACAGAGCCAGCUGCCGAGAAGACAGAUGUUCUUUAUGACUCUGAGGCUUCUUACCUACAGUCAGUCAAGACCUUGCCCACAGAUAUUAUAAAAAAUGAGAGCCUACUACUGACUGUUUGCCUCUCCAGCAUAGGCAUUGUGGCCGGCAACAGUCAUGGAAAAGCACAAACAGUAGAGUCAUCCACAACUAAAUCCCACAUAUACAAUACUCUGGUCUCUUGGUUUUUGUCCUUGGUUGGACCAGGGCCUAGAUGUAAGGACAAGGCUGGCAUCGAAGCUCCAUUCUGGGUUGCAGGACUUCAGCAGCUGUGGAGAGAGAAUGGACUGGCUCUUCACAUCUUAGCUGUCUCACACGAACAAAACACUUUGCUCUGCUCCAAAUCCAAGAAAAGGGCUGUGAACAAGGGCAGAAGUGCAUUCCACCAUCGAGUCUGCAAGUUCCUUUCCCAGACGCCUCUCACCGUGGCUGCCAAUUGGUUGCCGCAGCUCAGUACCUUGUUGGAGCCACAGGCCAGCCUUCCGGUCAGCCAUGUUCCCUCGGCCUGCCUAAGCUGCUUCGUCUCUGUCAACUCAGACCAAGAGGCUGUGGAUAGUGCCUUUGGUUUGAGUCCAGGCUUCUACUGGCAGACCCUGGAGAAUCAGGACCCUAGCUGCCAAAGGGUAGAGACCAUGUGCACUCAACAGUUACACACAGAGGUAGUCUUUGCCUUGGGAUACAAAACUUUGAUCCUGCAACCCCUAGCAACUCAUCACACCCUUCAGCUCAUCUUCAACUCAGGCCUUGAUGUGUGUGGUCUUCGCCUCCUCUACCCCUCUACUGAGCUUCUGACAAACAGUGCUGGGUGUAAACCAUGUGGUCAAGACCACGAUGGGACCAAUCAGCCCGUCCUCGCCCUGGCCCUCCGUGGGCCUCAUGCCCGUGCUGUGUGGCAGGAUGUCACAGGCCCUGCAGACCCCUCGCUGGCCAGGAAAACAGACCCAGUGUCAAUCAAUGCUCUUCACGGCAGCUGCAAAGACCAGCCCUUGUUCUACUCCCCUCACAUGGCCAGUCGGGUGCAGAGGGAACUGUGUGUGUGGUUUGCAGAGAGAGCCCCCACAGAAGCCUCAUCAACACAAGAUCAGGCAAUAACUCUGGGUGACAUUGAUGUCGAGAAAGCCACCCCCUCAUGGUGUCUAACCAGGACAUCUGCCAACCUGUGUGCCACAGUGACAGCGGAUGUGUUCCUGGUCGUGAGCCCCGUAGUCGCUCCAUGCUGCUACAGCCAGGUGCUGUCUGUGUGUGAGCGCAGAGGCUUCAGUCUGAAAGGGCUCAAGAGGGUGCAGCUCUCCAACAAACAAGCACAGGCACUGAGACUCACUAGCCAGCAGGUGUCCAUGUUCUGCAGUCCCCCUGCUGUGUUCUUGGAUGAGGAUCACGUGGAGCUGUCCUCUCACUGCCUCGUCCUUCUGCUGAGGAGGGAGAAUGCUCUACGGCACUGUGCAAGCCUGCCUGCAGCCCUAGUGAAGGGAUUUGAGGAGCAGGGGGUGAUGGGAUGCACCCUCUCCAGGCUGUCUGACGAUAUGAAAGUGGGCCCCGGCCGUUUCUUCCACAUCCUACCCUACGCUGAGAGCCUGCUCGACAGCGUUGGAGGGAGUAUGUGGGAAGUGCCGGAACCGUGCCGUGUGUUGCUUUCCAGUCAUUGUUCUCCAUCCAGCUCUGACGUCGAGCAGGUUGUGGUUCUAACCUUGUCUGGCACGGAUAUGAGCCAGGGGCUGAGCAUCCUACAAAGAGCCCUGAGACAGAAUCCAACAGGCAAUGCCGAGGAGGGUGGUUUUGAGCUUCUCGCACUGAAGUGGUUACCUACGCUAUCCCGGCAGCAGGCCCGAGAAGUUAGCCCUUUCGAAGUAGGAGACCAGCUGUGGCAGAGCAGCCUGGCAGGCCUGGCAUCAUCUCCUGCCCUGGUGUGUGUCCUGAGGAGAGUGAACGCUUAUGCUACACUACGCAGGCUCCUCCCAAGCGAUGACCCUCGGAGCCUGAAUGUGCUGGUGUCCUCCACUCCUGAGCUAGCAUACAGACAGGCUCUCCUCUUCUUUUUCGAGGGCGAGAUCAUCCCAGAUAACAGUGUGCGCCAAUUACUGAAAUUCCUGCCACCACCUUGCAUCAACGCACCUGGUUCCAAGAGUGUGUCACUUCUCAGUAGCAUGGCAAAUGGUCCCCAGCUACUUGUCACUAUGUGUCUCUUCAAGCCUGGAGCCUGGAGCCAUGUUCUGGGUAAAAUCCUUCGAAAAGUGCAGCAGAAUGGGUUCACCGUAGUGGGCCUGCGCGUGGUUGUGCUAGACACAUCCACAGCAAAGUCCCUGCUGCAUGCAAACAAGAACCCUUGUGAUGUAGAGGCCCAGGUGCAGCACCUGUGCUCUGGCCCCUCGCUGGCUCUCAGUCUUCAGAGAGAGAAUGCUGUGAAAAGACUUCUGGACUUGCUAGGACCAGAAGACCAGACCCAGGCCCGUGCUCAGGACCAGUUCCUGUGGAGGGCGUACUAUGGCACGGAUAAUCCUCACAGUGGCAUCUAUGGGUCAGCUACAUAUCGGAAAGCUGUUCAGGAUGUGAAAAGGAUGUUUCCAGAAGGGAUGUGCUGCACAGAAACUGAGACGAUGAGACGGGAGCAGAUACCCUGCGUACACUCCGACUCUGUGGCCUCUGUGAUCCGUGAGCAGAGCUAUGCUCUGGCUUCUAUGGCCAAGGAGGAGGCAUCACUCACACUCCUAAUGGAGUCAGGAAAAAAUGGAGGGUCCUUAGUACGCAGUGCCCUGUGCCAGACCACCUGUCUGCUCGUGCCUUUUAAUGUUCUGCAAGUUAGCCGAGUGCCCCUCCAACUGGACCUACUGGAGAGCCUGCUUAAGGCAGGCUGCCACCUUGUGGCUGGAAGAAUGAGCGUGCUGGAUGAGGCCCAGCGGCAGCACAUCAGUAAAACACUGGGUGGGAAGACUCCUCAUCUUCCAGAGGGCCCCUGUCUUGUUGUGGCUCUUCAGAGAGACAAUGUUGUGACCUGUUUUGACUCCAUACUUGAAAGAAGUUACAGGGAGAGGUCUGACCUAGAAAAAGUGGGAAAAGGGAUCAUUUACCCCUGCACGGAAAAAGAGGCUGAACAUCUGCUGUGCUACCUAUUUGAUGUCCUGUCUCCAGAUAGUCAUCAUGCUAUUGUACCACAGUAAUGACAAAUCUCAAUUGCUGAAAUCACUAACAGACCAAAUAUGUGAAAGUUGCCUUGCACUACACUGCUACACACACAUUGUAUUAACUGUUUAUAUAACUAAAUGUGUGGUGCAUGAAUAAAA
Osmerus eperlanus (European smelt) is the source of this 4872-nucleotide messenger RNA. Its product is annotated as dynein axonemal assembly factor 8. The record is from RefSeq and is a predicted model, not a curated record. Gene Ontology annotation, molecular function: dynein complex binding. NCBI's taxonomy places the organism in Eukaryota, Metazoa, Chordata, Actinopteri, Osmeriformes, Osmeridae. The transcript has 30 exons. The coding region runs from base 61 to 4749 and encodes 1562 amino acids.